Molecule: messenger RNA, 1554 nt
Organism: Phanerochaete carnosa HHB-10118-sp
Lineage: Eukaryota; Fungi; Basidiomycota; Agaricomycetes; Polyporales; Phanerochaetaceae
Exons: 8
Coding region: 7-1395 (462 amino acids)
Biological process (GO): biosynthetic process
Molecular function (GO): transaminase activity; pyridoxal phosphate binding
Source: RefSeq, a predicted model, not a curated record
GUUGGCAUGUCCCCAGUCGUGACUCAUUCAGAUGACAUACCUGUCGUGGUCGAACCUACCAAGGUUGUGAAUACACCUCAGAUUGGCGAUGUCACGUUCAGGACCCUUCCCGACGAGUACUUCCGCUCUCGCCUUUCGACUACAGCGAAGAACAGGGCUUUCGAUGGCAUUCGCUCUGUCCUACAUCUCGAACAACGUCCCGGGAUCAUCUCACUGCUUGCGGGGAAACCUCAUUCGUCUACGUUCCCCAUAACAUCCCUGAACUUUACCCUACGCGACCCUGUCGAUCCGACGAUCGAGACUCCCAUCAAUCUGAGCCAGGAAGAGCUUGAUCUUGGCUUACAGUAUGGUCCCACUACUGGCAUUCAACCGCUGAUCGAGUGGGCGUACGGGCUGCAGAAGGCUGCACACGGGAGGAACGAAGGGGAGGGUUGGUCCAUUACCAUCGGAAAUGGCGCACAGGACUUGAUAUACAAGGCCGUCACAGCACUCGUGAACCCGGGAGAUGCUGUUCUGACUGAAGCCCCUGUAUAUGCGGGUGUACCGCCAAUGUUCCAAACAAUGCUAUGUGAUGUUCACGAGGUUGAAACUGACGCCGACGGCAUUGAUGCGUCUUCUCUCCGCGCGCUCCUUGAAAAUUGGCCCACGGACAAGCCGAAGCCCAAAGUGCUUUACACUGUCCCGUACGGUUGCAACCCGACAGGUAUGACGGCGACCCUAGAACGCCGUCUAAAGGUCCUUCAGCUAGCGAGGGAACAUGACUUUUUCAUUCUCGAGGACGACCCUUACCAUUACCUGUACUAUGGUCCACACCCCCGUCCUCCAUCCUACUUUGCACUGGAAAAAGAUCAGUUAGAGAUUGGUCGCGUCAUACGCUUGGACAGCUUGUCCAAGAUUCUUUCUUCCGGCCUGCGUCUAGGUUUCGCAUCCGGUCCGAACGUCAUUAUCAAGGCUAUGAACGACCAUAGCACGGUGUCGAAUCUGCAGCCGAACUCGCUCUCGCAGAUCCUGGCCGUCGCUGUGCUCAGCCGCUGGGGCUACGACGGCUUCUUCAAGCACUCCGAGCGCGUCUCGCAGUUCUACAAGACGAAGCGGGACGUCUUCGAGGCCGCGAUGCGACGGCACUUGAGCGAUGUCGCCGAGUGGACGAGCCCCGAGGCGGGAAUGUUCAUGUGGUUCAAGCUCCUUACCGGCAGCGAAGGCCGCGAAGGCGAUUCCGACGAGAUUAUCCGGACGACAGCGCUCGAGCGUGGCGUGCUGGCGUUGCCCGGCACAGUAUUCUUCCCCAACAAGCGCAAGUCGGCGUACGUCCGGGCAUCGUUCAGUCAGCUCGGUGAGAAGGAGGUGGAUGAGGCCCUUCGCCGGUUGCGGACUGCGAUCCUGGACAGCAGGUAGUUGCUGUAUGUGCCCCUCCUGUGCCGCCAGGCUCAAGGGCGAAUGAAUGCUGCACAUUUCAAUCUCUUAUUUGUUUUUUUUCAUGUCGUACGGCAACAAUAAUGGCGUGCACUAGUAGAGCGUCCAAAGGCCGUUUCUGUUCACUGGGCCUUGCAUAAA